Psammomys obesus (fat sand rat) is the source of this 429-nucleotide messenger RNA. It is a transcript of the gene Hbq1, whose product is annotated as hemoglobin subunit theta 1. Gene Ontology annotation, cellular component: hemoglobin complex; blood microparticle; haptoglobin-hemoglobin complex. Bases 1 to 429 code for a protein of 142 amino acids. Gene Ontology annotation, biological process: hydrogen peroxide catabolic process; oxygen transport. Lineage: Eukaryota; Metazoa; Chordata; Mammalia; Rodentia; Muridae. Gene Ontology annotation, molecular function: heme binding; iron ion binding; oxygen binding. The record is from RefSeq and is a predicted model, not a curated record. The transcript has 3 exons.
AUGGCUCUGUCCCAGGCCGACCGAGCGCUGGUCCUCGCGCUAUGGAAGAAGAUGAGCAGCAAUGUCGGAAUCUACGUGACCGAGGCCCUGGAGAGGACCUUCGCGGCUUUCCCCUCCACCAAAACCUACUUCCCACACUUGGACCUGAGGCCAGGCUCUAGCCAGCUUAAAGCCCAUGCCCAAAAGGUGGCCGAGGCACUGACUCUCGCUGCCUGGACGCUGGACGACGUGCCCGCUUCUCUGUCUGCUCUCAGCGAUCUGCACGCGCACAAGCUCCGCGUGGACCCCGUCAACUUUGAGUUCUUCAGCCACUGUCUGCUGGUAACUCUUGCCCGGCACUAUCCUGGAGACUUCAGCCCGCAGAUGCACGCCUCCCUGGACAAGUUUCUGAGCCAUGUGACUUCGGCACUGGUCUCCAAGUAUCGCUGA